AUGGCUUCCAACUUCAUCUCGAGAUUCGCAGGCUCGAACCAUGCUUCGGCCUCCAUCUACGAGACCCUCCGAGAACAUGACGAAGAUGCAGAUGCUUCUGAUGUGGAAGAAAGAGCUGGUCUCGUGGCGGGCCCUCACAAUGUAAGAGAUGGAUUCCAUGACAUAGGCACAAGCAACGCAGCAAUCGGUCAGAGUCGCGUUGGUCCUCGUCUUAAUGAGGGCCUCAGCAACAGUCGCGGACAUUCAAGAGGCUCAAGCAAAGGAAAGAGCAGGGCUACAAUCAAAUCAAGAUACCCCAGGCCCCAUAAGCUGUUGGAUGUCGAAGAGGUGGAUGAUGAUGUACCAGCGUCGCUGCUGAUCGACCACAAUGCUGGUACUCACGAUUCUGACUCAAUCUCUCUUCCUCCACCACCGAGUCAAUUCUCAGACGGCCUCCCUUUACCGGAGGACAUCAAUCUUGACCGCUCCAGCCAACAUCCGCACUCACGGACUCACGGCGGCAACAACCAGAGGUAUGGUAACGCUCCGAUCCACCCAAUUUGGGGAGGAGGCCUCGCCAAUGCGGAUCCCAGAGAGAAGGCCAUGUUCCGAUGGGUCAACGUGACAGAUUUGGAUAACUUCCUGCUUGAUGUCUACAACUAUUACCUCUGCCAUGGUUUCUGGUCUAUGCUGUUGAUGCGGUUUUUCAACCUCAUUACCGUCGCCUUUGUUGUCGGAUUCUCCCUGUUCCUCACCCAGUGUAUCGACUACCAAGAAAUCAAAGGCAGUACCAAGAUGUCGGAAAUACUCAUCCCACGAUGUGCCAGCAAGAUGGGAUUCAUACCAAACGCAUUGCUCUGGAUAUCGAGUUUUGUCUGGCUCUGGAACUUGGUUCUUUCCUUUUUCGAUAUCUUUCGCUUAAGGCAAAUGCAUGAUUUCUACCUGUAUCUACUCGACAUUCCCGAAACCGAAAUCCAGUCAAUAUCGUGGCAAGAAGUCGUCAGCCGCCUGAUGGCGUUGAGAGACUCGAAUCCCACAAUUACCUCUACCUUUAGAAAGCCGGGUGGCUAUCUGAGGUCCCAGGACAAACAGCGUAUGGAUGCUCAUGACAUUGCGAGCCGGCUAAUGCGAAGGGAGAACUACAUGAUUGCUAUGAUGAACAAAGAUCUCCUCGACCUGACGCUACCUAUACCGUUUCUUCGCAAUCGCAAGCUCUUUACUCGCACUCUAGAGUGGAACAUCGAGUUGUGCAUAAUGGACUUCGUUUUCAAUCGCAAGGGACAAGUGCGGCCGUUGUUUCUCAAGGACACACACCGCAAGAGUCUCUCGGAUGCUUUGCGAAAGCGUUUCAUCACCAUGGGCAUAGUGAGCCUUGUUUUCGCACCUUUCCUGGCGGGAUUUGCUCUUACCAAGCACUUUUUCCAGAAUUUCAAUGAGUAUCAGAAGAACCCCGCUCAAAUUGGGUCUAGAGAAUAUACUCGAUUUGCUCAGUGGAAAUUCCGCGAGUUCAAUGAGCUCUAUCACUUGUUUCAGAGACGCAUCAACAUGUCUUAUCCGUUUGCCACGAGAUACCUCAACCAAUUUCCAAAGGACAAGACCAUCCAAACCGCAAAAUUCGUUAGCCUGGUUUCGGGUGCCGUGGUUUCUGUGUUGGGCCUUGCGACCAUCCUGGAUCAAGAGAACUUUUUGAACUUCGAGGUGACUCCCGGUCGAACCACUAUCUUCUACAUUGGCAUCUUCGGCUCGAUAUGGGCCGUGGCACGUGGCCUUUUACCUGAUGACAACAUGGUGUACGAUACCACCUUCUCCAUUCAAGAAGUGAUCGAGUUUACUCAUUAUGUCCCGGCGCACUGGGAAGGCCGACUUCACACGGUGGAUGUCAAGGAUGAAUUCUCACAGUUCUAUCAGAUGAAGGUGGUCAUCUUCCUCGAAGAGGUCCUCAGCAUGAUCUUCACGCCAUUCGUGUUGUGGUUCAGUUUGCCCAAAUGCAGCGAGCGAAUCAUCGACUUCUUCCGUGAGUUUACAGUCCACGUCGAUGGGAUUGGAUAUGUCUGCUCUUUUGCAGAGUUUGGCUUCAUGGAGAAAGCAAUUAGACCACAAGCCGCGACAGCCACGAAAGCAGAAGAGGCGGCGAGGAAUGCAAAUGAGCCUGGCAAAGCACCCGGAGCUUAUUUGAGAGACGACUAUUUCGCGCCGAAGGAUAAUAAGUUGGAGCAGAGCUAUUGGGGCUUCAUGAACGAUUACGCACGCAACCCGAAAACAGAUAUUCGAUUUCCUUAUUAUCAUCACCACUCACGUCGCCCAUUGCACAUGCCCCCACCGGUCCCUGGGCUGCUCUCACCCACCUUUCCUCCUGGCGAACAAGAAAAUAAUUUUAGCGGCAAUGAUGGUCAUCGACGUGGUGUAGGCCUGGGGCUUUUGUCGCCACCGAAUCGAGCUGCAUUGGGUACACCCCGAGUCGGGGCUCAGCACCAUGGAGGCCAAGGCCAAGUUCAGCUGCAUUCCGCUCAGCCUCUCGGGUCACCCCUGCAGUCGUUGUUGCUCGACCCUCACCACCAACCCUCAGCCAGCGGAUUUGGAGGUUCACCGCCAGCAGUAAGACAUCGUUCUUCAGGCGCAACAGGCAAACCGCGUCGUGAUCGUGAUUCUUUACAGGAUAUGGCUGAGGAAAUGCAACCCAAUGGCGUCCGUCAUAGGUGCGCGCAGGCUGACGAUGCACCGUUAGCUGCAGUGGCUGAGCAACCUGUUUCUCUAAGCAGGACCAACGAAGCGGGAGAGCUUGGAUCAUGGAAAUACGAGGUCGAGUCAUCCUCGGAAGCAGGCAGUGAUGAUGAGGACGGCGACAAUGAUCCCAAUGCGAUUACAGCGCUGGGGGCGUUGGGGCCACUUGGAUUGAUUCGACAGUUUCAGAAAGCUCAGAAUCAAGAGAGUGGACGAGCAAGAGCGACUGGUACGGGAAUCUAG
Molecule: messenger RNA, 2943 nt
Organism: Exophiala spinifera
Lineage: Eukaryota; Fungi; Ascomycota; Eurotiomycetes; Chaetothyriales; Herpotrichiellaceae
Exons: 1
Coding region: 1-2943 (980 amino acids)
Biological process (GO): protein localization to phagophore assembly site; autophagy of mitochondrion
Cellular component (GO): autophagosome; phagophore assembly site
Source: RefSeq, a predicted model, not a curated record